Microplitis demolitor is the source of this 2070-nucleotide messenger RNA. RefSeq names its product jerky protein homolog-like. Gene Ontology annotation, cellular component: nucleus. The transcript is spliced from 2 exons. NCBI's taxonomy places the organism in Eukaryota, Metazoa, Arthropoda, Insecta, Hymenoptera, Braconidae. The record is from RefSeq and is a predicted model, not a curated record. The coding region runs from base 206 to 1912 and encodes 568 amino acids. Gene Ontology annotation, molecular function: DNA binding.
UCUUGUUGCUCUGAAACUGUAUACGAUUGUUGAUUUAAAAUAAAUUUUCAAAUAUUUUUACAUGUAUGAAUAUUUUUAUACUGUGUCUAUGACAAACACAUACAUAUUUGUUUACAUAAAUAUAUAUACAUAAAAACACCGCAUAAACAAGUUUGCAAAAUUACCUAGAUUUUAACCUAUAUGUGGAUGGAUUUUGAGAGAUAGAAUGACAGAAAACUCGGAAACUAAAAAGACUCGAAAUGCAACUUUGAAUAUUGGAGAUCGCUGUGAAAUUCUUCAUCGUCUUAGUAACGGCGAAGCUCCAAGUAAAUUAGCUGCCGAAUAUAAUGUUUCCAGACAAGCGAUUUCUAAGAUAAAAAAACGCGAGCAAUUUAUUUUAAAAGCUGAAAAUGUGCUCAAGAGUUGUGAUGGAGAUGUCACUAAAAAACGAUACAGAGCCACCGAGGAAAAUCCAUUGGAGCAACAGCUUUUCGAGUGGAUGAACGAGCAACGAAGAGCGGGAAUUCUCAUCUCGGGUCCAAUGAUUAAGAGGCAAGCUUUGCUACUUAAUAAGCACCUUGGAGGCAGAGAUACUUUUACAGCAAGUGACGGAUGGUUGGAUAGAUUCAAAAAACGACAUGCAUUCAAAGUAAGCCCUCCAGUAAAUAAUAAACCGCCGACAGAAUCUGUGGAUGUAAGUGAAGGUGAUGAUUUGUUACCAGACUUGGAUGGAACUAUUGAAGAUUUAAAUACAAUUAUUGAAAGUCAUGAGCAAGCUGCAGAAAUAAAUCUUGACUAUGUCUAUAGUUGUGAUGAAAAAGUUCUUUACUGGAAAUUAAUGCCAGAUGAAAUGUUACUUGGUAUAAAUAAUAAACCAAUGGCUAGUAGAAAGAAACCAAAAAAUAGAUUAACUAUUUUAUUUUGUACCAAUGCUUCAGGUACACAUAAAUUACCUUUACUGAUAAUAGGAAAAACAGCACAGCCACGUUGUUUUAAUAACAUAAAAAAUCUGCCAGUCUUUUAUGUAAAUCAAGAAAACGUUUGGAUGACUUCUGAUGUAAUGAGGUCGUGGUACAGCUCAGUUUUUUUACCAGAAAUAAAAAAGAAACAUAAUCUUGAUAAUAAUAAAGACAUUAAAAUAACUUUGAUUAUGGAUAAUGCUGACUGUCAUCCUUCUGCAGAAGAACUAAAUAGUUUAUGUGACUCAUGUAGGGUGCAGAUUUUACCUUCAAAUGUAGCACCACUACUACAACCUUUAGAUCAGAGUAUAAUAGAAAAAUUUAAAAGGUGUUACAGGAAGAUGUUGUUAGAAAAAAUCUUAGCUGAGGAUGUAUGUCACAGUGGUGAAAAUUUUCUUAAAACAUUUAAUCUGUUAGAUUGUUGCAAUUUAUGUGACUUUGCUUGGAGCAAAGUGAUGCCAGCGGACAUCAGAAGCUGCUGGAGAAAUGUCAGUUCUUUAGACGACGAAAUUUUUUCAAGUUCUGAAAUCGAACAAACUAGAAAUUUAAUUGAAUUAUCUUUGGUAUCCAAAGACUCUUUUGAAUUAUUUGAUGCCAGCGUAUUUAACUAUUUAUUUAGUAAAAUUCCAAAAUUCAGUGGAUUAUCUAUUGAUCAAGUUAAUAAUUGGCUCAAUGUAGACUCUGAUGAAAUCGGCUGGCAACCUCGCAGUAUUAAGGACAUUAUUUUAGGACAUUAUCCUGACAAUGAUGCUAAAGAUGCCGUUGAAGAACUGAACGAUCAGGUUUCAUAUGACGACCAAGAUUCUACAUCUGCAGACUCAAUGUUAGAUAAUAAUUGUCCGACUUUUGUUGAAGCGUUCAACGGUUUCAAUAUAUUUAUACGUUGGUAUCAAAAUAACUGCGAUAAUUCAAAUUCAAAUUUACAAGUAUUACAGGAAAUACAUCAGGAUCUAAUAGGAAAAAAAUUAACAUAAGUUUAUUAUAAAGAUAAUAUUAUUUAGUGUUUAGAAAAAAAAUACUUUUAUUUAUCUUUACCGAGUGUAAAGAUAAAAUUUGUUUAUUAAUUCUUAGAUUCUUACGCUUUUUACAAUUAAAAUUAUUGAUAAAUAAUCAAAUACUAGCGCAAUUUAAG